GUUAUGGCCACACUGUUCCUCUCUCAGAUGAAGGGAAGGCCUUCUGUAUCUUCUACUCCCUCUUUGGCAUCCCUGUCACCCUCUUCUUCCUCUCUGUUGUGGUGCAGAGGAUUAUGGUCCUUGUAUCUCGACGUCCAGUGUCCUACUUCCACCGUCGAUGGGCUAUGUCUAAAUCAAUGCUAGCCACCAUACACGCUACCUGCCUAGGCAUCAUCAUGACCCUGCUCCUCCUCAUCAUCCCUGCGUGGAUCUUUACUAGCCUGGAGAAGGACUGGGGCUUUCUGGAGUCUCUGUAUUUCUGUUUUAUCUCUCUCACAACCAUUGGCCUUGGGGAUUAUGUUCCCGGAGAGACCCACAGUAAAGGGAACAACCCACACCCACAGCUGUACCGGCUGGCCAUUACAGUCUACUUGCUGCUUGGCUUAGUGUGUGUCCUGGUUGUGCUGGAGACGUGUUGCGAGCUUCCCCAGAUGAGACGCCUCAGACAGAGGUUCUACCAAGAAAACAUUCGAGAGCUGGACUCUGAGACCACCAACAUCAUCGACAGGGAUCACAUGACCGACCAGCUGACCGAACCCUCGGAUCAUGUGGCAGACCACUUACCAGCCAUCCCCUCUGUGUCAGAACAGGCUGCGUCCCUACAGCAGGACAGCAAGUCUUACAUGCCAGCAUCAGGAUCUGCCGUUAAUGGAAAACUGAGAUGACAGAGUGUCUGGAUCAUAUUAUUUUUUACUGGUUUAUAAACUUGCGUGCUGCAUUUGUGACUGCUCGGGGCAUACUGGCUUUGACCUCUGUCAAAAUGUUUAUAUAUGAGUAAUAUAUGAGGAGCCUGAGCACAUCUACAUGCAAGCACUUAAAAAGGGAUUGCUUCUGCCACUGCCAACACCAACAGACAUUUGUGGCGUAAAAGCAGGAACCACCCACAGGCUAUCAGGAUGGCAUUGUUUUCUUGUUCUCCCCUGUUGCUCCAUUCCCUGCAGAUAAGAGCCAGAUCUAUGACACAGAGGAAGGGCUUGGCCCCCAAACGGAGGGAAACCUCACAAGGUUCCACUUCCUGCCAAAGUCUUGAUGCCGUAAUUCCAAAGCAGUGUGCUCUAGAGGAUUUCACACUAGCUCUUAGUACAUUAUAUCAUUUAUGGCGGUAUUUGCAUAGGAAAUUUGCCUUCUUGGAAGUAAGAAGGCCAUACCAGGACAAUCAGGCAUACCAUCAGUCGGCCUGUUGUACAUUAUGUGCAAAGAUUCCAAGAAGACGAUGAAGUCAUGGCAACAAAAAAACAUUUCUUCCUGGUUGCUUACAGGUGGCCUUCAGUUCCUGAUACCAUGUUGAAAGACAUUCAGUCUUCGGUGCACCUAGCUAAAAGUAAUACAGUCAUAUAAUACACACAAUAGCACACUCCAAAAGCAAUAAAUUCUACCUACAUGAAUGUUACUGUAUAAUGAGUAUAAUUUAUAAGAGAGGUGCUUAACUUUAUGAUAAUUUUGCGGCUGCAGUUUGUGGUGCUGGUGCUCUAUUGCAUUAUUCAGAGAGGUGGGUGGACAAAAAAAAAAAAAAAAUAGAAUCCUGUUAGUGUAACACAAUUCAACAGCACCACAAACUGCUGCCUUCAUAAUGACCCUAGAGUUGGAUCAAUACCUCUCUAAAACAGGUUCAACAAAAUGGAACAUUAUCACCUUCAUAAAAGGAGGUUUUAUAGCAAUUGUACAAUUUGUAUUAGACUGCAUUAGUUUUAGCUAGAUGCACCUCAUAAACUGGCAACUUAAUAUAUUUUAUUGGGGUAAUCAUACUGCAAUGUGUGCCCUUGUACCACUAGAGGGCAGCACUUUCAUUGAAAUACAAACAAUAGAUUUACAUGCAGUUAUUUGUUACUGGGAAUGCUGUGUAGAGGAGUUUUUCUUAAAAAUGUAAUUAUGCAGCAAGAAUAGGUAAUUGUUACAGGUUAGGGUGAGUUUUUAUUUUCCAUAUAUUUAGUCAUAGCGGUCCCAGUUUACAGGUGUGCUAAACUAAAUGUGCAGUAUAUGACGUUUUUAUGUCUAAAUUGUUUACUCACUAGCAAAACAGCUUAAAAAAUUGGUUUAAAUCAUGUCUUCCAAAAAUCAUGUUUAGGGUUUUAACAAGGAGCAGAACUUUGUAAUGGUAGUUUUUAUCAAAUGCAAAUAAAUCAU
Molecule: messenger RNA, 2163 nt
Organism: Morone saxatilis (striped sea-bass)
Lineage: Eukaryota; Metazoa; Chordata; Actinopteri; Moronidae
Product: potassium channel subfamily K member 1-like
Biological process (GO): potassium ion transmembrane transport; stabilization of membrane potential
Cellular component (GO): membrane
Molecular function (GO): potassium ion leak channel activity
Source: RefSeq, a predicted model, not a curated record